CUCCCCCUGGCCUUACUGCCUGCCCGCAUGCUCCUCUUGGCAGCCAAACAAGCAGGGAGGAUCAGGACGACCGGGCGGCCAAGAUAAGGACCACAUGAAGUUCCCCACAUUACCUCACUUGAUAAGGGAACGAGCGAGACAGAGCAGAACAGGGGGUGGAGGAAUGCUUUGGAUGGAUGCUGAUACACUGAGAACCUCGCUUGUGGACUUUUCAGUACUUCUUGUUCGUGACAGAGCCGCAGAUAGAGAGACAGUGGGGGACCGAAUUGGAGGAAUGAUUUGGAUGGAUGCUGAUGUGCUUGGGUCUUUGCUUGUGGACUUUUCUCCAUGUACUCCAUCUCAAUACUGACAAUUCUUGAGAUCAGAUGAAUAAAUAUUUGAAAUCCUGACAGAGUACUUCCUUGACAAACCCAUUGUGGCAUUAGUAUCAAAUUGUGUCCACUAAAUGGGCGUAGAUGGAGCGGUUGGAGCUGGUGAAGCCUCAGGACAGUCUGCGCUCAUCUCCUUCUUUCCCAGCGCUCAUGGCAGGAAAUCCUUUGGAGAGUCUCAUGUCGGUGACCGCGAGCCACCAACAGGCAGUACCUGAGACCCAGCGAGCUUCCACGAGGACAGACUCAGCAUGGCCACAGAGACACGGGCACAGCGUUCGCAGGAACCGGGAGUUGUGUUAUCUGGUGCCCUCUGCUUCCAACAUGAAUGUUCAAACGCUCUCCAUCAGCACGCCACGGAGUCAUCACUCCCCGGAAAAUGCGGCCCGUGAGAGAAGCCGUGUACGCAACCUGCGUCAAGCCUUCCACAGCCUGCAGGCUGCUCUGCCUUCAGUCCCUCGUGACACCAAGUUGUCCAAACUGGAUGUUCUGGUUCUGGCAACCAACUACAUAGCUUACCUGACGCAGACCUUGGACCAGGGAAGAUCUCUGUCCGAGCACACCUUGACACCAAGAGCAGGUGGAUACCUACACCCAGUGAAGAAAUGGCCUAUGCGCUCCUUGCUCUACUGUGGCAGUGUUGGGGAAGUGCUGUCGGGGGUUCCAGCCAAUCAGAGGCCUCCGUCUGGACAGGACACAGGAAACGAGUGUUAGCACAUUACAGGACACGCAGAAUAUCAAAUGUCCUGCUCUUUAGUAGACCUUUCCUUAAACUUUGUGGCAAAGGUCAUCGGGUCAGGGGAGAUGAAAAGGUGGUUUGUUUGUUUUUUUCAAACAUAGGAACAUGAAUUUGACUCCACUCCUCCUGACCGACGUCAUCGCGGGAUGGCAUGUUCUGCUGACGUGUCAAGCAUGAAACUAUUAUUUUCUCAAGAUGUACUAUAAAAGCCAGCAUGGUGAAUGACUGGUCACCACAUCCGCCUCACAGUUACGCUGACCGGGCUUCAAAUCCCAGCCCCCGCCUGUGUGGGGUUUGCAUAUCCUCCUCGUGCCUGCAUGGGUUUUCUCCGGGAACUCCGGUUUCCUCCCACAUCCUAAAAACAUCCAUGGUAGGUUGAAUGAAGAUUGAACAUCAGUAAUGUAGCCGUGAAUGUUGAAAAAGUGUGAAAAGUUGUUUGUGUCUAUGUGCUCUGCGAUUGGCUGCGAUCACUUCAGGUUGUAUACUGCCCCUCACCUGACCAUAGCUGAGAUAGGCUUCAGCACGCCCGUGACCCUUGUGAGGAUGAGUGGUACAGAAAAUGGAUGGAUGUACAAUAAAUAGCACUCCUUCAAUACAUGAUGCUUGUACAGUACUAUAUUUACAGUACAAUAUUUGAAUUAGGCUGUCAUCAACAAUGUAGAAAUUCACUGCACACAGUAGUCUUUCUUGAAUUUUUUUGUAUGCAUUUUAUUUUCUCAUAAAUAAUAUUAUGAUGUUAUGCAGCUUAUCAUCCUAAAUUAUGUUUUGUGGUUCAAGACCAACUUAUUCACCAUUCAUCGCUUCUUCUCCGUUGGUGUUUUCAUUUCUAUUGUUUUGUUUCUGUAUUCUCAAGCGGCGAGUUGGUAAAAUUCAAUGGUGACCCGUUGUUUUAAAUACUGCUACUGUGAAGUAGUAUGAGUAACAUCCUUUUGUAAAGGUUGGUGAGGAGUAAUUUUUGCUCAAUGUGGGUUUAAGAUUACAUCGAGGGGCCCCCGAAAUAUUAUUGGAAUUCAACCAUUGUUUCUUUUAGGUUCUUCUAGGAUGUCUCACCCCGAUAGGAAACAGAAGGAAAGCUGUGAAAAGCAGAAUCCCACUGUAAAACUUCACGUUUUAGAGCAGCCUUUUAUUGCAGACAAAAUAAAACACACCUGUGUAUUCAUCAUGGUGUCUAAUCAACAUUUUGAAAAGCCAAUGAGAAGUGCCCAUUAACACAGAUUUGUGGACAACACUGCAUUUAAGAAAAAUUGCCCCUUUAUAUACAUACAGCAAGUUGAGUUCAUCUCCUAAAAAUAGUAUUUUGAACAUGAUCGUGUCGAUAGCUGUCCUGCGACCACCUUUAUGAGAAAAUGCAUUUUGUCCAUCAGGGGAAAAACCAAGGUCGGUAGAUAGUGCUGACGGACUAUCCCUGCAGCUUGCUGGAAUAAAUGAGCGGCAAAAAAACUCUUUCUUCGCCCUGGCCAGUAGAGCAGGUGCUGCAGCAAAAGUGCGCAUUUAUUCAUCCAGUGCAAAAAGGGUUGGUGCAUGAGCACUACUUGGUGUAUAUCUGUGCAUGUGCAUGUAUUUUUCCAUUGGUUUCUUUAUAGUCUGUUUUGUCAGAAUCAUUUCCUCAAUCUUGAAAAUAGAUUAUAAUAUUUCUAUUUUAAUCAUAUAAAGAGCAUUGAGUUACCUUGUGUAUGAAAUGCAGUAUACAAAUAAAUGUGCUUUGCUAUCCAAUCCUCACUUCAGUAAGCUUUUAAAAAGUAAUAGACAAUGUAAUUAUAUCAUAACAAUACAAAAUUGACCUGGAUGAAUAUUUCAUCAUAAUGAAUGAUGAGAACACUUUACUUCACUAAAACUGAUAUAAAAAUUCCCCUCUUUCAGAUGUUUCACGGUUGUUACUUUUACAAUUCACUGGUUGAAAUAUUUACCACAGGGUGUGUUUGUGUGUAAACAUUGAGGGUGAAAAUGUAGGAACACAACAUUCAUCUAAGCGCUCAUCUCAGUACAGUCAUGACUUAUUUAUUCAUCAUGUACUGUAGCAGAAUAUUAUAAAAAAAUGCAUGCAAACCUGGACUCAGCUGAACAUUUCUCAAGGCACAGAAAUGGAAGACAUAUAAACAUUGGCUCGAUCUAAAGACAAUAUUACAUACUCAUCCAAUGAUCAUGCAGUGGAAGGAGGCAGGACUUGUAAGUCGCUAAAGGCAAAACUGAAGGCAACCAGAGCCACGAAGCUAAUGGAAGGUGUCUGACCAAGGUGGAAAUGUGACAAUCCUCCAUGUCCAUGGACUCCAAAUCGAAAGGAUUAGCAUCCAAAUAUCAAAUGAUGAUUUCAUGAUGGAUUUAUCUCGUGCAGUAUUCUUAAAAUUGAUAUAAAUUUGCUUAAUCCCCUUGAAAUGGAUGUACUGUAUGUACAUGAUUGGUGACCGACAUAUUUUGUUGUGAAGCCUCCUGUAUUAAACCUUAAAGUACACUGUUCAUAUUGUUUCCAAAUCCAUGAUGUUGGUUUGCACAUGUAAAGAAAGGAAAUGUCUAAAACACUUCAAAUACUUCUUCAUUGGAUUUUAUGCUUCAUGGUCCAAGUAUUCUCAGCACACAACUUGGUGUGAUUGCGAGUGUGACCCUUUUCUGUAUAUCUGAUUAAGAUGUACAUUUUGUCACGCCAUGUUAUUUGAAUAAAUGUUGUUGAUAUAUUACUGUACAUCUCACAAAUUCAGAGUAGUGCUGUGAGCAAAAGGAACAGUAUAACCUAUACGCCCUCUGCAACUGUUAAUUUCCCUUUG
This is a messenger RNA of Syngnathoides biaculeatus (alligator pipefish), 3866 nucleotides long. RefSeq names its product transcription factor 23-like. Gene Ontology annotation, biological process: regulation of transcription by RNA polymerase II; developmental process. Gene Ontology annotation, molecular function: DNA-binding transcription factor activity, RNA polymerase II-specific; protein dimerization activity; RNA polymerase II transcription regulatory region sequence-specific DNA binding. Bases 456 to 1082 code for a protein of 208 amino acids. The transcript is spliced from 4 exons. The record is from RefSeq and is a predicted model, not a curated record. Lineage: Eukaryota; Metazoa; Chordata; Actinopteri; Syngnathiformes; Syngnathidae.